AUGAGUGGAAUGAUAGAAAAUGGGUUACAGCUAUCGGAUAAUGCUAAAACCUUACACAGCCAGAUGAUGUCGAAAGGAAUAGGCGCAUUAUUUACACAACAUGAACUCCAAAAACAGAUGGGAAUCGGGUCGUUGACGGACUUGAUGUCCAUUGUACAGGAAUUGCUCGACAAGAAUUUGAUCAAAUUAGUAAAACAAAACGACGAAUUAAAAUUUCAAGGUGUUUUGGAAUCCGAGGCACAAAAGAAAGCCACCAUGUCAGCUGAAGAGGCGUUAGUAUAUUCUUAUAUCGAGGCUAGCGGUAGGGAGGGGAUAUGGUCCAAGACUAUCAAGGCAAGAACCAACCUCCACCAGCAUGUAGUUCUCAAAUGUUUGAAAAGUUUAGAAUCCCAAAGGUACGUGAAGAGUGUUAAGAGUGUGAAGUUUCCUACAAGGAAGAUCUACAUGUUGUACAGUUUACAACCGUCUGUGGACAUUACAGGAGGACCAUGGUUCACGGAUGGAGAGUUGGAUAUAGAGUUCAUCAACAGUUUAUUGACUAUUGUUUGGAGAUUCAUAUCGGAGAACACCUUCCCUAAUGGCUUCAAGAAUUUCGAAAAUGGGCCCAACAGAAACGUCUUUUAUGCUCCAAACGUAAAGAACUACUCUACUACACAAGAAAUUCUGGAAUUUAUUACAGCGGCACAGGUAGCCAACGUCGAGCUAACUCCUUCAAAUAUCAGAUCUCUGUGCGAAGUCCUAGUGUACGACGACAAGCUGGAAAAGGUCACGCAUGACUGCUAUAGAGUGACCUUGGAAAGCAUUUUACAAAUGAACCAAGGUGAGAGCGAACCGGGGGCAGAUAACAAAGCUUUAGAGGAUGAAGAAGAUUUUUCCAUCUUUAACUACUUCAAGAUGUUUCCGGCCUCCAAGCACGACAAAGAAGUGGUCUAUUUCGAUGAGUGGACAAUCUGA
Molecule: messenger RNA, 954 nt
Organism: Saccharomyces paradoxus
Lineage: Eukaryota; Fungi; Ascomycota; Saccharomycetes; Saccharomycetales; Saccharomycetaceae
Gene: RPC34
Product: DNA-directed RNA polymerase III subunit C34
Exons: 1
Coding region: 1-954 (317 amino acids)
Biological process (GO): transcription by RNA polymerase III
Cellular component (GO): RNA polymerase III complex
Source: RefSeq, a predicted model, not a curated record